Molecule: messenger RNA, 405 nt
Organism: Diceros bicornis minor
Lineage: Eukaryota; Metazoa; Chordata; Mammalia; Perissodactyla; Rhinocerotidae
Product: histone H4
Exons: 1
Coding region: 36-347 (103 amino acids)
Biological process (GO): nucleosome assembly
Cellular component (GO): nucleosome
Molecular function (GO): structural constituent of chromatin; protein heterodimerization activity; DNA binding
Source: RefSeq, a predicted model, not a curated record
GUGACUGCAUUUUUCUGUUCUCUGGCUUUCUGAAAAUGUCUGGACGUGGCAAGGGUGGAAAGGGGUUGGGGAAAGGGGGUGCCAAGCGCCACCGUAAGGUGCUCCGUGACAACAUCCAAGGUAUUACCAAGCCUGCGAUCCGGCGCCUGGCCAGACGCGGCGGCGUCAAGCGCAUCUCCGGCCUCAUCUACGAGGAGACCCGAGGGGUGCUCAAGGUCUUCCUGGAGAACGUGAUCCGGGACGCCGUCACCUACACCGAGCACGCCAAGCGCAAGACGGUCACCGCCAUGGACGUGGUCUACGCGCUCAAGCGCCAGGGCCGCACCCUCUACGGCUUCGGCGGCUAAACAACCUGGAACUCCCUAACUUACUAAAAAGGCCCUUUUUAGGGCCCCCAAGUUCUCA